Molecule: messenger RNA, 1434 nt
Organism: Larimichthys crocea (large yellow croaker)
Lineage: Eukaryota; Metazoa; Chordata; Actinopteri; Sciaenidae
Gene: mgme1
Product: mitochondrial genome maintenance exonuclease 1
Exons: 6
Coding region: 231-1301 (356 amino acids)
Biological process (GO): mitochondrial DNA replication
Cellular component (GO): mitochondrion
Molecular function (GO): single-stranded DNA exodeoxyribonuclease activity
Source: RefSeq, a predicted model, not a curated record
ACCCGGAACUCCAAGCUGCGGAAGUGGUGUCACCGCUAAGGCGCGCCGUUUAGAAACAACAGUGUUUGUAUGGAGAAGUUUCUCUGGAACAAGUCGGGGCAAUUACCGUCUCCAAGAUGAAGGCGGAAUUUUUAAGUUUACCGUAAUAACAUCGAAACCUCCGUACGUACACAUAGUUUGAUAGCUUUUAAGUUACAGUCGUCCAAGUUUGUUGCGUGAAAGUCACCAAAAUGUUCGUUUUUAAACGCGUGGUGUCCGUCAGAGGCAUCAUUGUCCCUCAAUGCACCUCCCUCUCUGUGAGAAUGUUCUCUGCUUGUCAUUGUCUAACAUCCCCAAAGAGACAGAGCCCGUACAGCUCGGUGGACAGCGAGCGCUACUCGUCACUUGUGAAGUCUGUCAUGUCAUCGAGGGUCAGUUCCCAAACACCCGAGUCCCUUCAAGCAGAGGACGAGCACGUGUUUGGACCUGUUGUCAAAGCUCAAACACCCUCCUCAUCAUCAUCAUCAGGACCAAAGAUGAGGGUACCUAAAACCCUUCAUCCCUUCUUAGACUGCGAAGAGAAUCCAGAAACAGACGACCUAGAGCAAGGACCUCCAGCCCGGAUUGCAUUAAACCGGGGUCAAGGCAGGUCUUCAGUACCGAGUGUGACCCGCAUUCUUCAGCAGACGCUUUCUCCGGAUCAGAUCUUCUACCUGGAGAGAUGGAGGAGGAAGAUGAUUGCAGAGCUCGGAGAGGAAGGCUUCAAAGAGUACAGUCAGAAUUUAUUCAGGCAAGGGAAGCUUUUCCAUUCAGCUCUGGAGGACACUCUGGUAUCAGGUGGCACCCAGCAGAACCAAAGUCCUUCAGAGAGACCAGAGUAUCCAACUGAGGUGCAGGGAUGCAUGCAGAGCGUCUCUCACAUACUGGAGGAUGUCAGAGCAGUGAGAGCUAUUGAAAGCACUGUGCAUCAUGGCACGCUGAACUAUCUGGGAAUUGCAGAUUGUGUCGCUCGCUACAGAGGUGUGCUAUGUGUCAUUGACUGGAAGACUUCAGAGAAGCCCAAACCGUUCCUGAGCAACACAUAUGACAACCCUAUCCAGGUGGCAGCCUACGCUGGAGCUUUGAACAAUGAUAGCAACUAUAAAUACCAGGUUGAAAACGGACUCAUUGUGGUAGCCUACAAGGAUGGCUCACCUGGCCAUGCUCAUCAGCUGAAGCCCGAGCUCAUGCAGGAGUACUGGAAAACUUGGCUGGUUCGUCUUGAAGAGUUCACAGAACAAAGAUCCAGUCAUGUAUCAAGUGCUGCUUUGGAGAAAAGAUGAGAUGUUCAAGGCCCUUUAACCUGAACUAAAAUCCAACACCUUUUUUAUCCUAAUAGCUACCAUUUUCAGUUUAACUCGCCCCUUUUCUGUGCUACAGAUGCACAUUAAUUACCUCAUUAUCAUUCCUGGGACU